Hevea brasiliensis (rubber tree) is the source of this 569-nucleotide messenger RNA. Its product is annotated as tetraspanin-8-like. Gene Ontology annotation, cellular component: plasmodesma; plasma membrane. Gene Ontology annotation, biological process: auxin-activated signaling pathway. The transcript has 2 exons. Bases 75 to 536 code for a protein of 153 amino acids. The record is from RefSeq and is a predicted model, not a curated record. Lineage: Eukaryota; Viridiplantae; Streptophyta; Magnoliopsida; Malpighiales; Euphorbiaceae.
CAACCAUUAAAUACAUUCUAUGCUGGUGUUUCCCUGGCACCAAGAAACUGGUCACCAACAUAGCCUCAUUCGCUAUGCUUGGAAUCAUGAUUACAACUUUUGUGGUAAUGGGUUUUGCAUUGGUUGUGACCCACAAGGGAAACGGUAGAGUAAUUCCGAGGGCAUCCUAUGACAAGCCUGCCUUACAAGACUACUCCAAAUCGUUGCAGAGAUACGUAAGUGUAAGUCGCUGGUUACCCAUUACACGUGCCCUGAUAGACUCUCAAACUUGCACCGACUUUCCUAAAACUCCAAUACAGUCAGGUUGCUGUAUGCGAUCAAAUCCCAGCUGCUUUAGUAGGCCAACAGGCGGCGGCCACUGUAAACGUUUGCCAGAUUAUUAUUCAGGAUCCAUAUGUGCCAUCUGCAAUUCAUGCAAGGCUGGAAUUCUUGAAAACAUAAAGAUGGAGUGGACGCAUAUGGUUUUUACCAAUAUUUUUAUCUUCAUUUCCUUUAUUAUUGUCUACUCCUAUGCCCAUGGUAUUAAUGUAAGAUAGAGAAAGUUUAUACACCUUAUUAUAACUAGUCAG